AUGUCGGCUACAUCGGAUACGCGUGUUUGCAUCAAGAAUCUUCCGCUCCAUACUUUUGAGCAAGACUUAAAGGAAUUCUUGGUUGAAUCCAUCGGCAAUACCAAAUUGGAGAUUACAGAUUGCAAGGUGCUCAAGAAUGCCAAGGGGAAAUCCAGGAAGGUAGCCUUUGUGGGUUUCCGUGAUGCCAGUCAAGCAAAAAUGGUGGUUGAAAAAUUUGACAAGGCGUUCAUGAGAAUGAGCCGACUCUCAGUCCAGCCAGCACUGACCAAACCGGAAAAGAAAGACGAAAAGGCAGCCGAUGUCAUAGAAAAAAAAGCUACUGACAAGAAUGAAACAGGCAAAGCAAAAACAAAAACAAAAAAAAAGCCUACCAACCCAGAAAAGAAAGGAUCAAAAUUUUGGGGAAACGAUGAAGGAGAUGAGAAUCAAAUCGAGCAUCAAGUCGUUGAAGAAAAAGUCGUCGAAGUUGAGAGCAGCCCAAAACCUGAUAAUUCGAACAGACUUGUUAGUGAGGGUGAAAGUAGCGACAGCAGCAGCUCAGAUGAAUCAGAUAUUGAAGAUGACAUGUCCGUGGAUGCAGCUGUGAACAUGGCAAAAGAAAGCGCUCCAGUUCUAAACGAUAUGGACUUCUUACGGUCGAAACAAUCAGCUGCUGAUGAUUUGAACGAGGACGCUGACACGUCGUCUUCUUCUUCAUCGUCGUCGUCGUCGAGCGAUUCCAGUUCCGAUGAUAGUUCGAGCAGUGAUUCUGACAGUGAGGAAGAGGAAAAUGAAAAAGUAGGAGCAGCAGACACCAUAAAAAACAGUCAAGAAAUGCCAGCAGAAAAGAACACGAACGAAGAAAUUGAAGGUGAAGGUGAACAAGGCGAGAAGGAUGACGAAAACGAUCUGAAAGAGGAAGCACCGCAGUCUCGAUUGUUUGUCCGAAACUUGCCUUUUGGAACCACAGAAGAGGAAUUAUCCGAGUACUUCUCAUCGUACGGAAAAGUGAUUGAGUGUCAUGUUCCAAUGGAUAAUCAGAUGGAGAACAACAAGGGCUUUGCUUUUGUUGCCUUUGGUUCAGCCUCCGAUGCAUUUCAAGCUCGCACUGAACUUGAUAAGAAAGACUUUCAAGGGCGUCUGUUGCACAUUUUGCAAGCGCGUCCUGCUCCAUCAGCUCCAAAGCUCGAUGAUCUCAAUUUAACAUGGAAACAACGACAAGAACUUGCUCGAAAAGAAAGGGAGACAAAGGGAUCAGAAGUCGCCAAGGGUUGGUCAGCAAGUUUUGUGCGUGGUGAUGCUGUUGUCGAUAACUUGGCAGACAAGUUGGGAUUGCGAAAGGGUGAAAUUCUCGGCGUGAAAGACAAGCUUUCAUCUGGAGACGCGGCCGUCAGAUUGGCCUUGGGAGAAACCCAAAUCAUUGAAGAGAAUCGUCAGUAUUUCAAGGAACACGGUGUUGAUAUGGAUGCGUUGGUGUCUGCCGACAGCAAGGAUACCAAACGAAGCAAGACAUCCAUUCUAGUUAAAAACUUGCCGUAUGAUACUCGUGUGGAAGACCUUAGCAAGUUGUUUCAAAUUGGAGAGUCCACUAUCACUGUUCUACUUCCACCAUCUCGGUCCAUUGCGCUCGUAAAGUAUGGUCACUCGGCAGAUGCAAAGCGUGCCUUCAAGAAGCUUGCUUAUCGCCGAUUCAAGCAUGUUCCAAUUUAUCUGGAGUGGGCACCGCUGGCAGCAGCAAGUGAUGCAUCUACCAGCUCGACUUCCGCGGAACUUGCAGCAGGAGCAUCACCAGCAUCGACAACAGCGACAACAGCAACAGUACCAGCAAAACCAGCCCCUCAAAUCGAAGAACAAACCGAAAACUUGGAGGAUGAGGAUACCAAUGCUGAUGGAACCGUUUCCUCUACAAUUUACGUCAAGAAUCUAAAUUUUCAAACCACGGAAGAAAUUCUUCGAGAUGUCUUUGAGAAGAGUGUGGAUGGCGUUCGAUUUGUCCGCAUCCCCCAAAAGACAGCCCCUGCCAAGAAGGGCCAGUCCGAAGCUCAAUCCAUGUCCAUGGGAUUUGGUUUUGUCGAACUUUCCUCGCAGACUGCUGCCGAGAAAGCCAUCAAGAAACUCAAUGGAAAGAUGGUGGACGGCCACGCAUGGGAACUUUCCAUUUCUUCGUCUCGUGGAAAGAAAGCGACAUCCACAAAGACGCCCAAAACAGGAGGCAAGAACCCCACCAAACUCAUUGUACGCAACGUCCCGUUCCAAGCAACGCGUACCGAACUCCUCAAGUUAUUUGGUUCCUUUGGUCAAUUGCGCAAGGUCCGACUCCCCAAAAAGUUUGAUGGAAGUCACCGUGGGUUUGCCUUUGUGGACUUUGUAACCUCCAAGGAAGCCCAAGAAGCCAUGAGUUCAUUGUCCAGAACUCACUUGUACGGACGUCACUUGGUGUUGGAAUGGGCCACCAACGAAGACCAAGAUGUGGAGAUGCUUCGCGAAAAGGCCAAGCGGGACACUUCUCCUUUUCCGGCCAAACCACAAAACAAGCGCAUCAAGUUUUCGGAUUAA
Molecule: messenger RNA, 2535 nt
Organism: Cylindrotheca closterium
Lineage: Eukaryota; Bacillariophyta; Bacillariophyceae; Bacillariales; Bacillariaceae
Source: the annotation of a GenBank genome assembly